GGACCACCUCAAACAAUGUCACAUUCUAUCAUAUGCUAUCUCAUAUAUAUUACCAUCACCAGCUUAUAUCUUUUUUGUAUCUCCCAUUGCCAAUGGAUUGGUUUUCUUGGUUAUCAAGAACCAAUCUUGAAUCUUCUCUAGUCUAUGAAUAUGGUCUAGCUUUUUCAAGAAAUGAGCUUCAACAAGAUGAUUUAGCCUACUUCAACCAUGAAUUUCUUCAAAGUAUGGGAAUUUCUGUGGCUAAACAUAGGCUUGAAAUACUCAAGCUAGCUAGAAAGGAAGCAGGAGCAUUGAGUGGUAUCAGAAAUGCAAUCAAUAGAACUAAAAAGAGUAUCAAAAGGUGUAUUAGCAAAUUGGUCUUUCAUGAGGAACAAGUUUUUAAGGCCUUACCGGAGCCGGUUCGGCCGGUUCCGCAUACGGAACAAUGGAGAGGAGGAUUGACAAGAAAAUAUAAGAGUGAUAAGGAAAUAUUUCAGACUCCAGGGAGCAAAAUAAGGAGGCAAGCAAAAUCUGGUCCUUUGGAUGGAAGAUUAAUAAUGCCUGAAAAUUUGUUGCAAAAUCAAAGAGCUCUGAAGCUAUCUGGGCCGUUGGAUGGGAAAGUGCAUGAUAGAUUGGUAUUUGCUUAUAAGAGUCCUAAGUUUUAUGGGAAUUCAGAAGGCAGAGUGCAACAGAAGUUGGUGGCUGGUGGUGGUAAGAGUCCAAAAAUGGCUAUACCUUUAGAUGGUAAAAAGGACAGAAUGAUACCUGAUGAUCAGUCCUUAUGGUCUGCACUUUUUCUGGAUAUGAAACCUACCUGAAUUUGUGUAAUUAGUUUUAUAGUAAGUUUUAUUCAUUGUUUCUGUUCCAUUUUACAUCUUGAUGAAAGAUAAUGUUAUGCUAUAUGUAAUGCUGUGUUGGACUCCUGUGUUACGUCUCAGCAUUUUGUUAUCUAUUUUUCCAAAAAAAGGUAUCAGUUUCCCAUUUUUCA
Molecule: messenger RNA, 967 nt
Organism: Mercurialis annua (annual mercury)
Lineage: Eukaryota; Viridiplantae; Streptophyta; Magnoliopsida; Malpighiales; Euphorbiaceae
Exons: 1
Coding region: 33-797 (254 amino acids)
Molecular function (GO): protein binding
Source: RefSeq, a predicted model, not a curated record